Molecule: messenger RNA, 1185 nt
Organism: Lepisosteus oculatus (spotted gar)
Lineage: Eukaryota; Metazoa; Chordata; Actinopteri; Semionotiformes; Lepisosteidae
Source: RefSeq, a predicted model, not a curated record
GUCUUACAGCUGUGGAGAGACUCUCCCAACAGUGCAUGGGAUUUUGAAUGGAUCUGUCUAUUUACCAUCAGGGUUAAAGAACAGAAAUGUCUCUUGGAUCACUUGGAGUGCUGAAAAUGACUUCAUUGCCACACUUAUAAAUGGAAAAUUGAAUACUAUGAUUAACAUUCGCUAUAAUAAGCGGUUACACCUUCAUACCAAUAAUGGAUCAUUACAGAUUAAUAGAUUGAAAAUGGGGGAUACACUGACGUAUAACGUUCACAUAGUCUAUCAAGAUAACUCACAGAAUAAUAAUCAGGUCAAGCUUGUGGUUCAUGAAAAGAUUAAUAAACCGAACCUGGAGACAAGUGCUAACUUCUCCACCAUAAACACCUGCAAUGUCUCUGUCAUUUGCUCCACCACCCAAGGAUUUUCUGCUUCUUCUGACUGUGACAACAGAUCAGGUGUCUUUCGAUGUUCUGAAUCUAAUGUGACCAAUUCUUCCGUCGGCAUAUCCAUCACUAUUACAACAAAAGGCAACACCAUUGUGUGCAACAGCAGCAAUCUGGUCAGCUGGAACACAGACAGAAUUGAACAGGUCUGCCAACACAGUGAUAACAGUACCGAGUCUGAAGAAAAAAAUGAUUAUAAAGAUUCCCGUUCCUACAUGAUCCUCUUCCUCAUACUCCAAGUUUUCAUCAUUACCUGCUUAGGUGUUUUUUUAGGCUUCCUAAGAAAUAAGGCAAGAACCAGGAACGAUUCUCUAAAACCUGAGGAUGUAGUGAAACAGAACGAUUCUCCAGAAUCUGAGGUUGUAGUGAAACAGAANGAGUCUCCAGAAUCUGAGGAUGUAGUGAAACAGAACGAGUCUCCAGAAUCUGAGGAUGUAGUGAAACAGACGGAUUCUCCAGAAUCUGAUGGAAUAAAUUCUCUAUGAUCUGAAGAUGGAACAAAACAAAAUGAAUCUUCAAAAGAUUGUCUGGAAACUGUUGAUGGAACAUUUCCUGAAGAGGAUCUAACUAAUUAUAACUAAUUAUAAAGGAUAUACUGUACUGUAACAUAUUUUCUUAAUGGUUUUUCAACAAUUUUUUAGAAACAUUUUGAAAUUUCUUUGUGUUCCCUUCUUUAUUUUAACACUGUUUAGCAACAAAGUUCUUAAGAACUUUUCUUUUUAGUAAUUAUUCAUUUAUUAUUAUCAGUAUUACU